UUAGUUAAGUUUCAGAAUUAAAACAACUUUUCGGCCCCCUGACUUUGGAAGUAAAACUGAGGGCUGGAAGCAAAGGUUACCCCAAUAGAAAUGGCGCGACUUACGGCUUUGGGCAUGGCGGUGGUGCUCCACUCGGUGCUGGGCGUCUCAUACUACUACUACACCCGCGAAUCACCCAACUCCACUGCCCCCCUCUUGGGCGCCUGGCUCUUCUCGGCCUGCGUGUUGGCGCUGCUCCAGGCGGUGAGGAUCUUUCCCAGUGCCCAGGCCCAAGUCCAGUUGAGGGGCAGACACCAGACAACCAGGGGCAACCAGUCGUCCUGGGCGGCGCUCUUCCUGGAAACGGUCCUCUGCUGUCUGGUGCUCGAUGUGACCCUGACCAAACUGUGGCAUCGCAUCGAGUCUCUUUGCCAGUGCGCCAUUGUGGGUGUCCUCCAGGCAUUGGCCGUCGAGGAGCAGACCUUCCUGGCCUGCGAGUACUGGACCUUGGGGCUGACCACCGGCCUUAUUGGCGCCAGUCUUCUGUGGCUGACCCUCUGGGCCACCGCAUUGCCACAGAAACUGCAUUGCGGGCUGCUCGACUGGCGGCGCUCCCUUCAUCGGCAGUGCUCCUCGCUGAUCUUUGGUCCCCUGGAACCGGGCACUACUGUACCGCCCCAAAUGCAGGAAAGCACCCAGAGCUUCGCCACCUGAAUGGGAAGUGACCAUCAAACUCCUACAACCAAAUAUUAUCGAGUCAAUAGCUAAAUUUAUGGAUUAACUAA
Molecule: messenger RNA, 764 nt
Organism: Drosophila rhopaloa
Lineage: Eukaryota; Metazoa; Arthropoda; Insecta; Diptera; Drosophilidae
Exons: 1
Coding region: 91-693 (200 amino acids)
Source: RefSeq, a predicted model, not a curated record